Molecule: messenger RNA, 2077 nt
Organism: Tricharina praecox
Lineage: Eukaryota; Fungi; Ascomycota; Pezizomycetes; Pezizales; Pyronemataceae
Product: mitochondrial carrier domain-containing protein
Exons: 9
Coding region: 138-1628 (496 amino acids)
Biological process (GO): transmembrane transport
Molecular function (GO): calcium ion binding; ATP transmembrane transporter activity
Source: RefSeq, a predicted model, not a curated record
AACUUACUUUCACUCCUCCAACACGCAAACCCUCAGCAACGACCAUUGCAACGGCAACCUCCCCACCACCACCCACAAACAUCCACCACUCUGUUUCACGACCCGCAUCCUCCUCUGCGGCGACUUCAUACCUGAACAUGCACGACCAAGCGACUGAGAAAGCAGCGGCGGAGGAGCGUCUCGAGCAGCUGUUCAAGAAACUCGAUACGCGCGGCGAAGGCCACCUCGAUUACGACGGUUUGCGCGCCGGACUUGUCCGCAUAAACCACCCACUCAAGGAUGCGGACCACCUGAUCCAGGGGAUCCUCGCGGCGGUAGACACGUCCCGGGACGGACUGAUCCAGUACUCGGAGUUUCGGCGCUUCUUCGCGGGCGCGGAACAGGAACUCUGGCGCAUCUUUAACUCUGUCGACAUAGAUGGUAAUGGCCAUAUCGAUCGCAAGGAACUGGCGCUCGCGCUUUCCCGUGCACAUAUCGUUGUCGAUCCGCCCGAGAGGCUGGAGGAGUUCUUCCGCUCGUUUGAUAGGAAUAGCGAUGGAGAAAUAUCGUUCGAAGAGUGGAGGGACUUCCUCCUCUUCAUGCCUCACGACAAGGCAUCACUGCGCACCAUCUACAGCUACUACCUCUCGACCGUCAAUGUCAACCCCGAAGGAGACGUCAAUGUUAGCGAUGAGCUUAAUUUGCAGGGUUUAGGAUACUUUCUCGCUGGAGGUGUCGCUGGUGCGCUGUCGAGAACCGCGACUGCCCCUUUGGAUCGCCUCAAGGUAUACAUGAUCGCGCAGACCGGCAAGUCUGCCGUCGACGCUGUGGGUAAAGGCCAGCCUGUUGUGGCGGCAGCCACAGCUGCUAGACCCCUCGCGAAUGCGAUUGCGCAUGUCUGGAGGAGUGGAGGAAUUAGAGCUUUCUUCGCAGGUAACGGACUAAACGUGAUCAAGGUCUUGCCCGAAUCGGCCAUCAAGUUCGGCUCCUUUGAGGCCGCAAAGCGCACCUUCGCACGGAUGGAGGGCGCCGACGAUGUCACGAACAUCUCGCCGCUUGCUCGGUUCAUGGCUGGUGGUGUCGGUGGAGUUGUAUCGCAGUUCGCGGUUUAUCCGGUCGACACUCUGAAGUUUCGCCUGCAGUGCGAAAUGGUGGAGAACGGAUCCCGUGGAAACAAACUCGUGACCGAAGUGAUGCAGAAGACCUGGAAGGGCGGCUUGCCCAGUUUCUACCGCGGCCUCCCCCUCGCCCUUAUCGGAAUCUUCCCUUACUCCGCCAUCGACCUCGGCACGUUCGAAUACCUCAAGAGAGCCUACGUCAAGAAACACGCCAAAGCUCAUGGCACUCCAGAGGAGGAUAUCCGUGUGCCCAUAUGGGUGACGCUUUGUAUAGGAGCAACGAGCGGUAGUGUCGGUGCCACAAUGGUCUAUCCGAUCAACCUGCUUCGCACGCGUCUCCAGGCGCAGGGAACCUCACACCAUCCGCAGACCUACACUGGAAUGUGGGACGUCACCGUUCGUACCUUCAAGGCGGAGGGCAUGAGGGGUAUGUACCGUGGUUGGACUCCCAACCUUAUGAAGGUCAUCCCCGCUGUCUCCAUCUCCUACGCGGUCUACGAGAACCUGAAAACCGCCAUGGGACUGAAGUGAAGGUACUAGUAUGUGUUAUGUUGCGCUUCACGAUUUCAUUUUGUAUUUUCUUUCCCAGGUGUUUGUUUCAUUUUCAAUUUUCAUGUAGGGUGUUUGUUGGAUUGGGGGAUUUUUUUAAGCUACCUAGCGUUGAGAUUUCGUUUCAUUCAUUGUCUUCAGCGGGAGCAAAGGGGGGUCUCAUUUUCAUUUUCCUUUUCCUUUCCUUUUCCUUUUCCUUUUCCUUUUCCUUUUAAAUUCCCACGGUAAACCGACGGCGUUCCUGUUUCCUUAUUAUCCCUUUUCUUUUUCGUUUUCUAUAUUUGUGGAUUUAUGGUAUUUUCUGGGUUGUCUUUUGUGGGUUUGCUGUUGGUGUUGGCUAGAUGGAUGGUCAUAUGAUAUCACUCGGGUGGGUUGCACAUAGAGUAGAGGUAGAGCUGCGGAGCUGGUAAAUGAAUGGUUACAUACACGCA